AUGACGAAAACAGUCUUGAUUAUCGGCGGAACAGGCGCCCAGGGCAUUCCUGUGGUCAAAGCCCUGGCCACUGGUUCUAAAUUUAAGAUCCGCGUUCUCACACGAAACGCUUCUUCUCAAGAGGCCAAGGAUCUAGCAAGUCUUCCCGGCGUAUCAAUCUUCGAAGGAAACACCUACGACGAAGCCAGUCUCCGCCAAGCCUUCGAAGAUGUCAGCCUCGUUUUCGCAAACACGAAUGGCUUCGCUAUUGGCGAAAAGUCAGAAAUCUACUGGGGAAUUAGAAUCUACGAGCUAGCCCGAGAAUACAAAGUCGAGCACUUCGUCUACGCAGGUUUGGAAUAUGCUUCCAAGCUUGGCGACUUUGAUUCAAAAUACCGAUGCGGCCACUUGGAUGGAAAAGGAAAAGUUGUCGAUUAUAUCUCCGCGCAGCCAACAUCGAAAAUGGCAUGGUCUGUAUUGACCUCUUGUUUGUAUCUGGACGGCCUGUCAGAGUUUCUGCGGCCCUUUCCCGACCCUGCCGAUCCGGACACGAUGAUUUUUGCCGCGCCCCUUGGAGAUGCGAAAUGCCCUCUCAUUUAUUUAGAGGACUAUGGGAGGUAUGUGAGAUGGAUGCUUGAUAAUCGUGCGGAGAGCAACGGGCUUGAGCUACAUGUGGCGACUGAGGACAUUAAGUGGAAAGAUCUCGCAGCUGUCUUCUCGGAAGUCACAGGCAAAAAGGCAGUGUAUAAGGACGUGACUUUGGAUGAGUAUUUCCAGCUUGGAAUCCUGGACCCCGAUGAGCUCGUGGGUCAUUCCAGUGAUCCCAAAGACUCGACUCUACAGACCUAUAGGGAGAACUUUUCGGGAUUCUGGAAUACAUGGAAGGACGACUUGACUAAGAGGGACUACGAGCUGCUGGAUAAGAUUUUGCCGACAAGAGUGAAAUCUGUGAAAGAGUGGAUGGUGAAGACUGGCUAUACUGGAAAGCCUACGUCGGUGUUGAAGGACUACCGCGACAAAGCUGGCAAAAAGUAG
Penicillium maclennaniae is the source of this 1014-nucleotide messenger RNA. RefSeq names its product NmrA/HSCARG family protein. Lineage: Eukaryota; Fungi; Ascomycota; Eurotiomycetes; Eurotiales; Aspergillaceae. Bases 1 to 1014 code for a protein of 337 amino acids. The record is from RefSeq and is a predicted model, not a curated record. The transcript has 2 exons.